AUGGUUUGGUUUGGGUAAUGACUACUCCUACUACUACUAAGAAUCAAUGAAUAUAUAAUGUGAGUGAGUCAAUAUCACCAAAACAGAAAAAAGAAGAAUGCAAACACAAUAAAAGAGAAAAAGCAAAUGCACACAUCAUCACCAUCAUUACAAUCAUCACUUACUUACUACCACCCCACAUACCAAACCUAAAUUACAAACAAUUCUCUCUUUCUUUCUCUCUCUCUCUCUCCAACUUUUAUUCAACUCUUCUUCUUCCCCACCUUUUCCCUCCUUUUUGCAAUUGCACCCUCUCUUGCUUGAACCCUCAUACACCCCACCCCCAUCCAUGUCUCCUCCUUUCUCUUUCAAAAGGGUCUUCUUAUUCAACAAGAUUUCUAUAUUUAAGUACAAGAGAAGAGCUAUAAAUACCUCUUCUUUUCUCCCACAAACUCCAUUGAUGACUACUUUCUUCUCUCCCUUGUAAUAUAACCUUUCUCUUUCUCUGUUCUCUUUUUAUACCAAAGAAGAAGAAGAAGAAGAAAAAACAAUUCUUGAUUUCAAAAGAAGAAGAGCUAAACAAUGGGCAAGAGAGAAGGAAGAAGAACAAGACUUCAUUAUUGUCAUGUAGUGAUUUUCCUAUUGGGUCCUUUCCUUUGUUCAGGUUCAAGGGUAAGUGUCAAGGAAGGUAUUGAACACAUCAAAGAUUCAAAAUUUACUUCCCAAAUAUCAAAUACUCAAAAGGACAUUACAACACCAAUCACAACUGUUCCAACAUUAACUCCAAUCAAUCCCACAACUUCUUCCAUACCAAUUAUGAACCCGAAUUCGAAUCCAGAUUCGAGCUCUCCUGUUACCAUGACACCUACACUGAAUCCAAGUACCACUACUACUACCACUGCUGCAACCCCUGGUUCUUCAGGUGCAAGUUGGUGUGUUUCAAGUCCAAGUGUGUCACAAACUUCAUUACAAGUUGCUUUGGACUAUGCUUGUGGAUUUGGUGGUGCUGAUUGCUCUGCAAUUCAGCCUGGUGGAAGUUGUUAUAACCCGAAUAAUAUUCGAGAUCAUGCUUCUUAUGCAUUCAAUAGUUAUUACCAGAAGAACCCAGUUCCAAAUAGCUGUAAUUUUGCUGGAACUGCUGUUAUCACUAGCACUAAUCCAAGUACAGGAACAUGUCAAUUCCCAUCCACUAGCACUAGUUCUUCAGUGUUAAACACAACAAAUUCAAGUGGCUCAACAGUGUUUGGUGCAGUACCAUCUGGUCCCCCACCACCACCCACAUCUGCAGCUCACCCAAGUACUAGUUUCUCACAUUUGUUCAUCAUCACAUGUUUCUUUCUGUUUUUACCCAAAUAAUAGUCACAACAAGUAAAAAAACAAAAAAUGACCAUUUCUACUAUUUUUGGGACUUAUUUUUGUGCAUAUUGAGGAAUCAUUUCUGGGGUCUUGAGAUAAUUAACUGAAGAAGACAGACAUGUUUUUGAAGCUUUAGAUUCCUCCAUUAUUCAAAGAUUGAUUUUUUACACCUAUAAAUGGGGAGAGAAAUAGAGAGAGACAGAUCAUAUAGAAACAUAUGUUGGGUUCUUUGUAGAUUUUAACCAUAGUGUUUCUUCUUGUCUUGUAAAUUUUAUGAAUUAUUGUAAUGUUGUAUCUUCAUUAUUAAACAUGGUUUUGAAAGGUUUCUAAACCACUAAAGUGAAUGUCUUUUUGUGUGUUAGACAAAGUGUAUAUACAAUAAUACAAGAAUAUUUUUAUAUUGAA
Molecule: messenger RNA, 1740 nt
Organism: Cannabis sativa
Lineage: Eukaryota; Viridiplantae; Streptophyta; Magnoliopsida; Rosales; Cannabaceae
Product: PLASMODESMATA CALLOSE-BINDING PROTEIN 3
Exons: 4
Coding region: 562-1335 (257 amino acids)
Source: RefSeq, a predicted model, not a curated record